UACGCCCCUCCCCCCUCCUCCCCUCUGGUUGGAAAGUUUCUAGAAUCUCUUCCCAGCGGCCUUUGCGGUUCCAACAUGGCGGAGCUGACGGUGGAGGUUCGUGGCUCCAACGGGGCUUUCUACAAGGGAUUUAUCAAAGAUGUUCAUGAAGACUCCCUCACAGUUGUUUUUGAGAACAACUGGCAGCCAGAACGCCAGGUUCCAUUUAAUGAAGUUAGAUUACCACCACCGCCUGAUAUAAAAAAAGAAAUUAGUGAAGGAGACGAAGUAGAGGUGUAUUCAAGAGCAAAUGACCAAGAACCAUGUGGAUGGUGGUUGGCUAAAGUUCGAAUGAUGAAAGGAGAGUUUUAUGUCAUUGAAUAUGCUGCUUGUGAUGCCACUUACAAUGAAAUAGUCACAUUUGAACGACUUCGGCCUGUCAAUCAAAAUAAAACUGUCAAAAAAAAUACCUUCUUUAAAUGCACAGUGGAUGUUCCUGAGGAUUUGAGAGAGGCGUGUGCUAAUGAAAAUGCACAUAAAGAUUUUAAGAAAGCAGUAGGAGCAUGCAGAAUUUUUUACCAUCCAGAAACCACACAGCUAAUGAUACUGUCUGCCAGUGAAGCAACUGUGAAGAGAGUAAACAUUUUAAGUGACAUGCAUUUGCGAAGUAUUCGUACGAAGUUGAUGCUUAUGUCCAGAAAUGAAGAGGCCACUAAGCAUUUAGAAUGCACAAAACAACUUGCGGCAGCUUUUCAUGAGGAAUUUGUUGUGAGAGAAGAUCUAAUGGGCCUGGCAAUAGGAACACAUGGUAGUAACAUACAGCAAGCUAGGAAGGUUCCUGGAGUUACAGCUAUUGAGCUAGAUGAAGAUACUGGCACAUUCAGGAUCUAUGGAGAGAGUGCUGAUGCUGUAAAAAAGGCUAGAGGUUUCUUGGAAUUUGUGGAGGAUUUUAUUCAGGUUCCUAGGAAUCUUGUUGGAAAAGUAAUUGGAAAAAAUGGCAAAGUUAUUCAGGAAAUAGUGGACAAAUCUGGUGUGGUUCGGGUGAGAAUUGAAGGAGACAAUGAAAAUAAACUACCUAGAGAAGAUGGUAUGGUUCCAUUUGUAUUUGUUGGCACUAAAGAAAGCAUCGGAAAUGUGCAAGUUCUUUUAGAGUACCAUAUUGCUUAUCUAAAGGAAGUAGAACAGCUAAGAAUGGAACGCCUACAGAUUGAUGAACAGCUACGACAGAUUGGUAUGGGUUUCAGACCUUCUUCCACCAGAGGGCCUGAAAAGGAAAAAGGAUAUGCCACUGAUGAAAGUACCGUCUCUUCUGUACAAGGUUCUAGGUCUUAUAGUGGAAGAGGCAGAGGUCGUCGGGGCCCUAAUUACACCUCCGGUUAUGGUACAAACUCUGAGCUGUCUAACCCCUCUGAAACAGAAUCUGAGCGUAAAGACGAGCUGAGUGAUUGGUCAUUGGCAGGAGAAGAUGAUCGAGAGAGCCGACAUCAGCGUGACAGUAGGAGACGCCCAGGAGGAAGAGGGAGAAGUGUUUCAGGGGGUCGAGGUCGUGGUGGACCACGUGGUGGCAAAUCCUCCAUCAGUUCUGUGCUCAAAGAUCCAGACAGCAAUCCAUACAGCUUACUUGAUAAUACAGAAUCUGAUCAGACUGCAGACACUGAUGCCAGCGAAUCUCAUCACAGUACUAACCGUCGUAGGCGGUCUCGUAGACGAAGGACUGAUGAAGAUGCUGUUCUGAUGGAUGGGAUGACUGAAUCUGAUACAGCUUCAGUUAACGAAAAUGGGCUAGAUGAUAGUGAAAAAAAACCCCAGCGACGCAAUCGUAGCCGCAGGCGUCGUUUCAGGGGUCAGGCAGAAGAUAGACAGCCAGUCACAGUUGCAGAUUAUAUUUCUAGAGCUGAGUCUCAGAGCAGACAAAGAAACAUCCCAAGGGAAACUUUGGCUAAAAACAAGAAAGAAAUGGCAAAAGAUGUGAUUGAAGAGCAUGGUCCUUCAGAAAAGGCAAUAAAUGGCCCAACUAGUGCUUCUGGCGAUGAAAUUUCUAAGCUACAGCGUACUCCAGGAGAAGAAAAGAUUAAUACCUUAAAAGAAGAAAACACUCAAGAAGCAGCAGUCCUGAAUGGUGUUUCAUAAACUGAAGAAGUUCCUAGUUUACAGUUCUUUUACAUUACAUUUUACAAUAGUGCUUGUACAAGCUUGCCAAAGAUAGAAUAUGGAUCGCCAGUCUUUACAUCGCACUUUCAGUUCCUCCAUUUGGAAUUCAGAAAGGGGAGGGAUCCUGAAGAAAUCAUAUGUUAAACAUACUUUGACACCUACUGUGUUAUAAAAUAUAUCAUCAGAUGUGCCUUGAGAAUAGUAUAUGUAACAUUAAAAAAAAGUUGCUGGCUA
Messenger RNA from Felis catus (domestic cat), 2364 nucleotides. RefSeq names its product FMR1 autosomal homolog 1 (gene FXR1). The coding region runs from base 76 to 2109 and encodes 677 amino acids. The record is from RefSeq and is a predicted model, not a curated record. Gene Ontology annotation, biological process: regulation of translation at postsynapse, modulating synaptic transmission; regulation of modification of synaptic structure; DNA damage response. Lineage: Eukaryota; Metazoa; Chordata; Mammalia; Carnivora; Felidae. Gene Ontology annotation, molecular function: mRNA 3'-UTR binding; translation regulator activity; protein homodimerization activity. The transcript has 17 exons. Gene Ontology annotation, cellular component: dendritic spine; nucleus; dendritic spine neck.